AGGCGACAACGCGACACGCUCAGCAAGUACUAGCACAGGUGUACUGGUAUCGCAACGACAGUCAUGGACACGACGGAUGUAAUGAUGGGCAUAGGCCCCCUGCCAUACGUAGACUCAGAAUAUGAGAGUGAGGAUAUGCGGGCCAUGGUGGAUGCCAUGAUUGAGGACGAGGCCAGCAAGUUCCCCAUCACAGCCAAGAACUAUCUCUCAUAUUUAGGACAGGAAUAUACCCCCAAAUUCACGAGCGAGUUACUGAAGAACGAGUAUGCACGAGUAAGCACAGGAAAGCCAAUGGCUCCCUUUGAUGUGAAACGGUAUAAAGUGGCGGAACCCACUGUUGGUGCCACCAAGGAGGACGCGUGGAGGGCCGCCACCGACCACGUGGCCACACAGCUGGAAAUGCAGCACGACCGCAUCAUCAAUUUAGAGCUUCUGAUCAAAUACGGUAAGACAGCGUGGCUAGAGCACACGAAAGAGCUGGAGCUGGUUAAGGACACGGCUCAGACGCAGCUGGAGAAGAUUACCGAUGACUUGGAGGAGCUUAAUGGCACCCGCGCAGCCGAGCAGCAGGACGCCGGCAUGCGACUGCUCGACCUUCAGGCGCAGCUAACCACAUUCUUGGACCAGAAAUUGGAGGUGCAGAAGGCCUGCUAUACGUUGGAGAGAGAGCUACAAUACCUCGAGCAGAAGACUCAGAACACGGGCGGUGCGGCGGAAUAGACUAACAACCACCACACCACACAUAGCAAACCCCCCGAGACAAAUCGGGCGAAACUUACCACGUGGGCACUUUGAAGCAUUUUUCACAAACAUUCAAUGAGCACUUUUAGGCAUUCAACGCUUUCACCAAUAUUGCGAAACAGGCCUUAAGGGAAGGGUCUAAGUACAACAAUGUAAUGACUGGCAUCGGAAUGAUUAUGGCAUAAGCGCCGCACAUCUUGCCGAGAGUUAGAGUGUCGCCGCCUUUCGACAUGCAGAAGCGGUUAUAUCAUCCACACAGUUGAAAGCUGUUAUAUCAUACACACAGUCGGAAGCUGUUAUAUCAUCCACACAGUUGAAAGCUGUUAUAUCAUCUACACAGUCGGAAGCUGUUAUAUCAUCCACACAGUGUAACCACAAAGACACUUGAAACGCUAAAACCAUGAGUCAACGGUACGGUGUUAUGGUUGAUCAUUUUACUUCUGCGUGGAUUCCUUGGGUUUGUCUAUACUAACUAAGUAUGACCCCAGGCCGGCCCAGGGGCUCUGGCCAUUCGAGAUCGCAUUGCCCAGGGACUUCCUAGUUUAUAUCCGCACUGCGUAGUGGGUAUGAGCAAGGCUCUCUCACUUUGCGUGAUGACAUCGUGUUGUGAACCAGAUACGAAUCAAGGACUGGCAGCUAAAAAAGUAAGCUCGGCGGAUGUAGCAGAUGACCUGGUUGUCUACGGAUGUGGUGAGGGCGCCAGAGUACAGACUGUACGGCACACAGCACAGAUAGUCAAACUUGAGCUAUCGCAAAAGCACAGUCUCAGACUUCUGCGUAAGUGGAGGGCAGCAAUUUUCUCACGGUCUACAGGGUUAACAACGUGCUCGCGUCACAUUCUGUAACCAUGGACAUAUACAUAAACCAAUCGGUGUGUAGAAUGAUUGUCAAAGUGGGUUGUUGUUUAGAAUAUAAUACAUACGCUCAUGUGUCUGUGUUAAAGGCACUGCAUUGCAGAAAAGUCUGACAAUGGCUUGCAACAAGCUAUCGGAUGCAUACUGCAUGCUUGCGAAGAAGCGUGCCCCCAGGCGAGGUGUACCUGCACGUGUCAAUUAUGGUUGGUUGUGUACUUCCUGACAACACUGUAAAUACCUACCCGGGUAUGACUACAGUUGUCUUGCUCGCAGUUUUCCAAUGCAUGCCUAUAAUCGCAAUAGGUACUAUACUGUGGGCGUGUUUCUAAUUAAAUAUAAAUA
Messenger RNA from Sphaeroforma arctica JP610, 1937 nucleotides. RefSeq lists its product as hypothetical. Gene Ontology annotation, biological process: mRNA processing. The record is from RefSeq and is a predicted model, not a curated record. Bases 64 to 720 code for a protein of 218 amino acids. The transcript has a single exon. Gene Ontology annotation, cellular component: Prp19 complex; precatalytic spliceosome; catalytic step 2 spliceosome. Lineage: Eukaryota; Ichthyosporea; Ichthyophonida.